AAUUUAUCCGGGAUUGGUUAUACAAUACGUAAUACACUUUUAACAGCAUAAUAAGGACGUUUUUCCAGGCUGGAAAACACCUGAUCACGCGUUCUAAUAUUUUCCGCGUGCGGCGCUAUGCAAUCCGAGCGAGCGGCAUUCAACAGGCUGAUAUUUAUAGAUUCGAGAGUUUCGUGCAAAGCUACACAACGUUUUAAGCGUGAAAAAUCCAGUUCCUACGUUCGUCAAUAUUCACGCGAUGAUCCAUAGAUUUUGAUUCAAUUUUGUGAUUCAAUUUAAAAUGGAAUUGGAUUAAUUGUCAAUCCUGGAAAUAUAUUCGAAGAUAUUUUCUCAAGUGCGGCAUUUGAACAUUGUGAACGGUUGAUCAAAGCAUAGGUGACGUUUGAACAUCGCUAGCGCUACUUUUGGUCGCGACACGUUUCCGAUGAAAUAAUGUAUCAUAUCCGUACGUUCGAUCAAUGUGCUGGAUGAAGAGGGAAUCGAAAAGAAGAGGCAUCUUCCACUUCUUGCUCGAGUAUUAGUCAUAAAAUUUGAUGAUAAAUUUCACUUGAUCGAAAACGCAUGGCCUCGUCGGAGAAGAUGAGAAGAGGUUGCAGAAGAGAAUCAGUGUCUUAUAUUCUUCAUCCUUGAAAAAUUUCUGCGAAAAACUCGAAAUUAUUCUCGUCCUCUUCUGAAAAUUAUCCAUAUUGUGUAGAUUAGAUCUGACGAUCUUCUAUUUAUUACAAAUUAUACCGUUAAUAUUAUUAAAAAUGUGAAAAACACAUAAAUACUGUUCGAUGUUUCUUUUCCAAAGCAGAGACAAUAAAUUUUGAUCCAUCGAUGCUUCGUGCGCAGCGUACCGAGAUGAAGAUGUUGCUGGCCGAUGAGCGAAAAUUCUUCUGGCAUUACGCGGCGAUAUGUUUUGGAAUUCAAGCCUCACAAGGCGGGAAAUUAAAAAGAUAGCAUCGUCGGUCGGGCACACGGAAUUCAUUAGUGUUUGUGUUUAUCAUCUGGAAAAACUUGAUCGAAUCGCCAUUAAGUGAGAGAAGGUAAAGAAAGUGAAUAGGAAAAUGAUGUUUACCGCUGGUGCCCAUGCGAAAAAGCGUAACGCUGGUAGUGGUUCUGCCCGGAAGUCUGCGGAUCGUAAAAGUCCACAAAUUCAUGUGAGCGCGGAAGGGUACACUUACAGGACUAGAAUUCCAAUACUAAACCCAACGGAUCUUCCACCAGCAAGCUCUAUAGGGAAAACGUACGUAUACAAAACCAGGGUUCCCCGAAGGGACAUUGUAGUUGCAUCUUCUCCACGCGAUGUGAAUAACGUCGGUGGGGGAGCAAUUACAAAAAGAAGAGGCGCAGUGAAACACAACAAGGUGCAUGUGGUUCGAGGUCACAAAUUAGUUGCAAAAUUCUUCAGACAACCAACAUUCUGCGCUUUUUGCAAGGAUUUUCUUUGGGGCUUUGGAAAGCAAGGAUACCAGUGCCAAGCCUGCCAAACAGCGGUGCAUAAGAAGUGCCAUGAUAAAUUGUUAACCAAGUGCCCGGAAAGUGGAAGGCAAUCCGAGAACACGAUAUACUUGAGGGAGCGUUUCAAGGUAGAUGUGCCUCACAGAUUUCGGCUUCACACAUUUAUGUCGCCGACGUUUUGCGAUCAUUGUGGUUCCAUGUUGUACGGCUUUUUUCGACAAGGUGUCAGAUGUGACGGUAUGGGAGAAGAAGGAGCAGGGGGAGGAGAUGGAGGAGGAGGAGGAGGAGAGAGAGAGGAGAAGGAAGAGGAGGAGGAUCUGCAACAGGUGAAAAACAAGAUUACGAGAAGAUUCACAAGGAGACGGUCCUCCGCCGAUAUUCAAUUGGAUCCCGAACAGAUGGAGAGGAAAGUGGCUUACGCCCAGGUUCAGGCCAAGGUGUUGGACACGUUGGUCGCCGAGGAGCAAGCGGAGAUCGAGAACGAGGUUCGUAGGGGGACGUUGAUCAAGAAAGGGCGCAAAUCUGUCGUUCCUUCGAGCUUCUUCAGGAGCGUGGACGGGGAUUCAGUGUCGCAGAGCGAGGAGGAAGCCGCCGCCCAAAAGAUGAGGAAGACGUUGAAGAAGAUGAAGAAGAGGAAGAAAAUCAUCGAGAAACCCUCGCCACCUGAAACGAACGACGGUUUAACAAGGGAUUGCGAGUCUGACAUCUCGAAUAAUAACGCAACUAACCUUGCUCGGACGAGUGGAAACGAGGAUUCGGGAUCCCUCGUGUCGAGGAUCGACAACAGCGUCUGGCAGGCGAAAGCACCUGUGGAAGUUCAGUUCAGGGAAAGCGUGAGGAUACCGAUCCCUAAAAAGAUGGAAAACCUAGUAGCAGACGAAAAUGUCCAAGAAGAGGAGAAAGAAUACGAAACGGAAGUUGUCGUGUUACCUGUGAGGAAGCCAUACGCGAAGGAUAGCUCGAGAAACAGCGUCCACUUCACGGUGAAGACAGGAUCCCCGAGGAACGGCCAGCCCUUCGAGAAAUUGGAAAGCAUCGGGAAAGAGGAUAAGAUCGAUCGGGUGAGGCCGAGGUCGCCUCCCGAUAAACUCGUUGGGAGGCAGAGAAGGGAAGCGGUUGGAAUUGGGAGGAAGGAAUUCGAAGCGACGAAGGAUGCGUCGAGAAAGGAAUCCUGCUGGAGGAAAGCGAUGGGCGGCGAGAACGACGUGACGCCAAGUGUUGACCCGUUGGUCGAGAGCAGCAGCGCCAGCAGUGAAGCGCUUCCAUCGGACAGGCUGCCAAAAGCGUCUAAAAUUAAUACGGAUGAAAAUAAUGCCGUAGAAGCGCCAAAGCGUGUGUUACGAGAACCGCGGUACCUGGCAAACCCGACGAAAGCCGAGCGUGACGAGGACGUGGUGUCUCAGUUGUCGGGGAGGAAGGUGGACAAAGCCGUGACCUUGAACGCCACCCGCGCACCCACUCCGUCGGCAGAUCGAUCACCUUCGGUGGAGACCCUGAAAAAAGAUAAUCUCUCGUCGAAGGAUCGUUGUUCCGCCGAUGACGCAACGACCGAGCAACGACUCGUGACCGAAAAGAUCGUUCUAGAAGGUGGCGCGCGAAAGAAGGAGGCGAAGAUCGAGGAAGGGAUAUCGGAGGAGGAUGGGAAGGUGAGGAGGAUGGUUAAACGGGAGGAAAUUCCGAGAUCGCUGUUCAAAGUGGGGAGCGAAGCGGGUAAUUUGGCGACGCCAAACACGGAGGAAGGAGGAAGUCGAGCGAAUAAAGAGUCCAAGAUCCCGUGGAGGAAGAAAGUUUCCAAGGUCGAUAACAGCGAUGUCGCAUUGGAGCGGGGAAGUGUGAUAAGCGUCGAUUCUAAGGCGAUGGAUGAUCAAAAGUGUUCGAAUUUUGAGAAGAUUGUUAACGGAGAAGUGGGAAGCUUGUCGAAAAGCACGUCCUCGGAAUCUAUAGAUUUCUGGAGCGAGAUCAAGGGUCCGGACAGUCCGAAAGCGGCGAAGAAAUUGCCCGCCAAGGGAUUCGGUUUCAUCGAUUAUUCCAAGAGCUCGGAGCCGGGUCAAGCGGUUGAGGACCUCGGCCAACUGGACAAGAAAAAAGAGACCGAUCCUAAAAUAAGCGUCGCCACUCCGCCGACCGAGCUCAGUAAUAUCCACGUAAUCGAGGAGGAACGGAAGAGCGAGGAGAAUUCCAAGUUGAAAUCCAAGACUGACGAACGGACAACAUCCGCUGCUGAAACGCCUUCAACUGGGCUGGAUAAAGAUGAUUCGAUUCCUAGGAGGGGGUUGAAGAAAAAGAAGAACCUGUGCAUAAAUAUUAAUCAAACGGAAGCUUACUCCACGGUGAAGAAAGCUCCUCCGAAGAGGGAAGAUUCUACGGGAUCGACCAUCUCUUGCAAAUCGGUGACCAGCACUCCGGAUACAUCCGUCCCUGCUUCACAAGUUUCCACCCCGAUCGCAGAAAUUUCCCUGCCCGUGAUAAAUAUCGAACCGGUGUCCACGCCGGUCGAGCCUCAAAUCUUUUUGGACGAAGAAGAUGAGCCCAAAACGCCUACCAACGAGUGGACAGACGUUGGACAAUCGAAGAUGUCCAAGUGGAAUAAUCAGAAUGACCUCUCCAAUCUUAACGGUGUUGAGAAAAACGCCACUCCGGAACCUUGCAGGGAUACAGGCGUGAAUAGCAGCCCGGAGGGAAGUCAAGAAUCGUCUAAGAAGAAGAAGGUGGUGAGAAAGAAGAAGUCUUCCACGAUCAAGAAAAGUUCUACCAAAAAAGAAAGUAACUACCAGAAGGAAAGUAGCAAAAAGAAUACUUCUGGCAAGAAGAAGAAUUCGUCCAAGGGUCAAGAGAUAUCGAAGCCUGUUGAGCCUUCCAGUAAAAUCAGCCCUAAAAACGUGCCGUCUCAACGUCCCUUAGAUCUCAUCAGGAUGUUUUAUACAACUCCGUCGGCAUUGUUAACCGCCACACCCAGAGAUUUGUCCAAAGUUCGUCGAGCCAAGAUCAAGAGGAGAAAGCAUCAUUCCAGGACACCGUCUGUAAGCAGCGAUAGUACCGGAAGCACCACUAGCACAGCGACCACGGAAAGCAGCGGAUCCACUUGUACGGAGCUCGAUGAUGAUCCGGAACACAAGAGAAUGAAUUCUACAAGGAGUAACGAUUCUGGCUUCGAUGGUUCACCAAGGAUAUCCAAUUGCGACAUGGCCUGUCACAAGAAAUGCGAGAAACUGACUGGAAAUCUUUGCGGAUUGAAUCAAAAGCUUGUGGCGGAAGCCUUGCAGUCCCUCAAGAGAGCACCUUCACAGUCGUCGGACAACCAGAGGAAUUCAGACUCUUCGGAUCAUUUCCCCAGUGGAAGGAUCACCCCACCGGCCACAAACCUGCCUAGGUUCAAAAAAUACAACGUGACAGACUUUAACUUUUUAAAAGUGCUAGGAAAAGGUAGUUUCGGCAAGGUGUUGUUGGCCGAGCUCCGUGGUACCGAGUGUGUGUACGCUGUGAAAUGCUUGAAGAAAGACGUGGUCCUCGAAGACGACGACGUGGAAUGCACGUUGAUCGAGAGGAAAGUGCUGACGCUCGCCACGAGGCAUCCGUACCUCUGCCACCUGUUCUGCACCUUCCAGACAGAUUCCCACUUGUUCUUCGUGAUGGAGUACCUGAACGGGGGCGACCUGAUGUUCCACAUACAGAAAUCGGGUCGUUUCCCCGAGCCGAGGGCCCGAUUUUACGCGGCCGAGAUCUGGUCCGGUUUGAACUUCUUGCACAAGAAGGGAAUAGUGUACAGAGACUUGAAAUUGGACAACGUGCUGCUAGAUUACGAAGGGCAUAUCAGAAUAGCCGAUUUUGGCAUGUGCAAGCUGCAAAUUUUCCUCGACAGAACCGCCGAUACGUUCUGCGGCACGCCUGAUUACAUGGCACCCGAGAUCAUAAAGGGACUGAAAUACAAUCAAGCGGUCGAUUGGUGGUCGUACGGCGUGCUUUUGUACGAGAUGCUCACGGGACAGUCGCCAUUCUCCGGUUGCGACGAGGACGAGCUAUUUUGGAGUAUAUGUAACGAAAGACCGUUCAUACCCCGUUACCUGAGCCAAGACUCAACUGACAUAUUGAUCGCCCUUCUGGAAAAGGAUUCUGGGAAAAGGCUGCCUGGCCACGAGAUCGCAUUGCACUCCUUCUUCCAAACGUUACCGUGGGACAGAUUGGAAAGGAGGCAACUGGAACCACCUUUCAAGCCAGCUUUGGACCAUACUUUAGAUACCAAGUAUUUCGACACAGCGUUCACAGCUGAGAGGCCGCGGCUGUCUCCUGUACCUGAGCAAAUCCUUGCUUCCAUGGAUCAAGGCGUGUUCCGUGGAUUUUCCUAUACAAAUCCAAACGCAACAGACUGAAAAGAAGAAAAGAGAAGAAAAAAUUAUCAAAGACACGAUUACGAUAAAGCUUGACAGAGUAUUCAACGUGAUAUUUUUGUCUCGCGACGUUGACAAUCGUUGAAAAUCGCGUGAAAAUUGAUUCGAACGAAAUUAUAGAUGGUUAUUUUGCAUCUAUUUUUUUUUUUUUAUGAAACGAAACAAACAAACAAACAAG
This is a messenger RNA of Apis florea (little honeybee), 6006 nucleotides long. RefSeq lists its product as uncharacterized. Gene Ontology annotation, molecular function: ATP binding; protein serine/threonine kinase activity. The record is from RefSeq and is a predicted model, not a curated record. Gene Ontology annotation, biological process: protein phosphorylation. NCBI's taxonomy places the organism in Eukaryota, Metazoa, Arthropoda, Insecta, Hymenoptera, Apidae.